Messenger RNA from Leptosomus discolor (cuckoo roller), 552 nucleotides. NCBI's taxonomy places the organism in Eukaryota, Metazoa, Chordata, Aves, Leptosomiformes, Leptosomidae. The record is from RefSeq and is a predicted model, not a curated record.
GUUGGGAAAGGCGAAGUGAGGAAGGUGCCUGUGCCGGCCAACAGGUACACCCCGCUGAAAGAGAACUGGAUGAAAAUAUUCACGCCCAUCGUGGAGCACUUGCAGCUUCAAAUCAGGUUUAAUUUGAAAACAAGAAACGUUGAAAUCAAGACUUGUCAAGAGACAAAGGAUCUCAGCGCUCUAACGAAAGCAGCUGAUUUUGUGAAAGCAUUCAUACUUGGGUUUCAAGUUGAGGACGCUCUUGCUCUCAUCAGAUUAGAUGAUCUUUUUCUGGAAUCAUUUGAAGUUACAGAUGUCAAACCCCUGAAAGGAGAUCAUCUGUCAAGAGCCAUAGGGAGAAUAGCAGGAAAAGGCGGAAAAACAAAAUUCACGAUAGAAAACGUAACCAGGACACGAAUCGUUCUUGCUGACGCGAAAAUUCAUAUUUUGGGAUCUUUUCAGAACAUUAAAAUGGCACGAACAGCCAUUUGCAAUCUGAUUUUAGGAAGCCCUCCAUCAAAAGUUUAUGGCAAUAUUCGGGCAGUGGCCAGCAGAGCAGCUGAAAGAUUCUGA